Messenger RNA from Strigops habroptila (Kakapo), 1933 nucleotides. RefSeq names its product carbohydrate sulfotransferase 13 (gene CHST13). Gene Ontology annotation, molecular function: sulfotransferase activity. Bases 540 to 1478 code for a protein of 312 amino acids. Lineage: Eukaryota; Metazoa; Chordata; Aves; Psittaciformes; Psittacidae. Gene Ontology annotation, cellular component: membrane. The record is from RefSeq and is a predicted model, not a curated record. The transcript is spliced from 3 exons. Gene Ontology annotation, biological process: carbohydrate biosynthetic process; proteoglycan biosynthetic process.
UGCAUUUCUAGCAGCUUCAGGUCAGCGUGAACCACCUGGGGUUUGUUAUGUCCUUCCUAAGAAAGGUUCUGGGUGAUGCACGUGUUAAUCUCGAAAACAAACGCCUCCACUUUGCUUUUACUAAAUAUAGGAGAAGCGUCUGCUGCGGUGCAGGGCGCUUCCAGAGAGCGGGGUCACGCUCUUAAGCUUAACCAGGAGUUUAUCAGCCCCAACGAGGAAAGGGACUUGGUUUCAGUGCUCUCUGCUUGCAGAUUGGAUCUGCAGUGAGUCCAGUUUUCAAGGUUGAGCUCGUUCUCUGUCAUUUGCAGAGGGCUGAGCCUGGAAAUGUGAAACAGGGCUCCCCUGAGACGUGCAUCUCACAUACGUUGGGUCUUGCGCUUAUCUCUCAUUAGCACAGAUGCUGUUUCACCCUCCUGUGGGGUAACUGAUACAGGGGAUUGAGGAAGAACCCAAACCUUCAUGUUGAGUCACAUCUCGAGCAGUCCAGUGCUGCAGGAAGUGUCAUUUCCCACGAACAAACAAGCAUACAGGCUCUGCUGAUGAAAUCUGCUGCAGAAGAUGGGGUUAUGAGAUCAAUCUGGCAGGGGAAAGCUGGUCGCAGCCCACUCCAGGCCCUCUAUGAGAGUGACCAGUUUGAGCAGUCAUCACUGCAGGCAGUUCACCAGCAGAGACGGGAGCUGCUGAGCAACAUCUGCAACCGCUACACCCGCAAGCGGCGUCUCCUGCGCCCGGAUGACCUGCGGCACUUGGUGGUGGACGACACGCACGGGCUCCUCUAUUGCUACGUGCCCAAAGUGGCCUGCACUAACUGGAAGCGGGUGAUGAUGGUCCUGACGGGGCAAGGCAAGUACCGGGACCCACUGGAAAUCCCUGCCAACGAGGCGCAUGUCUCGUCCAACCUGCGCACCCUCUCCGAGUACAGCAUCCCCGAGAUCAACCACCGCCUGCGCAGCUACCUCAAGUUCAUCUUUGUGCGGGAGCCCUUUGAGCGCCUGGUCUCGGCGUAUCGCAACAAGUUCACCCGCAGCUACAACACUGCCUUCCACAAGCGCUACGGCACCAAGAUCAUCCGGCGGCACCGGCAGGAGCCCAGCGACGCGGCGCUGGAGCGCGGCGACGACGUGCGCUUCGAGGAGUUCGUCUACUACCUGCUGGACCCGCGGACGCAGCGGGAGGAGCCCUUCAACGAGCACUGGGAGCGGGUGCACUCGCUCUGCCAUCCCUGCAUCGUCCACUACGAUGUGGUGGGCAAGUAUGAGACCUUGGCUGAAGAUGCCAACUACAUCCUCCAGCUGGUUGGGGCCGACACGAGCAUCAAGUUCCCGUCUUCGUCCAAGACCACGAGGACGACGGAUGACAUGACAGCGCAGUUCUUCCAGGACAUUAGCCCUUUCUACCAAAGGAGACUCUUUAAUUUAUACAAAAUGGACUACUUACUCUUCAACUACUCCAUCCCCUCGUACCUUCGCAUCCGAUGAGGCAGGGACUGGGGGGAGAGGUGAGAGAGAGCUGGGUAACUCUCAUCUUGUCACAGUUCCUCUCCUCCCACCCGUACUGAUGUCUUGGUUGACUUCCUCCCUAUGCCCUCUCCGUUACAGUCUGUUCUACAUCCUGCGUAGUUUGGAGGGAAGACGCCUCUUGAAAUACUGGAGCUUUUCCUUCCCUUUCCCUCCUGACCUUCAUCAUCUCCAGGGGAUGGUGGUGGGACCAGACACUGCUGGGUAGGAGGGCUUGCCUUGGCUGGGGAUUUUCUUUUAACCAAGACUCCGCUGUAGCUCCAAGUCUUGGGAAGACUCCUUUAUCGGGCAGGAUCCCUUGAGGUCUUUCCCCUCCUUACUGGGCUGUUUGGGGUGGACAUGGCAUCUCGGGGGGGAAGGGUGGACUGUGACAGAGACUUGCAUAGCACCUGAAAUAAAGCAAUAAUUUAAUGUAA